Oldenlandia corymbosa var. corymbosa is the source of this 3450-nucleotide messenger RNA. Lineage: Eukaryota; Viridiplantae; Streptophyta; Magnoliopsida; Gentianales; Rubiaceae. The record is from the annotation of a GenBank genome assembly.
UAACUUUGUCGCUGUGCUCUGUUUUCGACCGCCAAGAUUCGACGACCGCGUCUUCGUUCCAGCUCUCUCAGCUCAUCAUCUCUCUCUCUCACAUAUUUGAGUCAUCAGUCAUAAGAGUUGAAUAUUUGAAUGACGACGAUGAAUCAGAUCUAUUAUUAAAAAAAAAAAGUUGAUAAAACCCCAACAACAGCCAAAAAGAAAGGAUUUUUUUUUUUUUUUGGGUAAUUAAAUCUAAAAGAAACGAUUCAUCGUUGAAAAUUCAAAAGCUUUCACAAAAGACAUCAAUGUCAACAGCCCCCAUCAUCUCCCAUUCAUCCUCCAACACAGAAAUCUUUUUCUUCUAAAACAAAAAAAUAAAAAUUAUUGAAUCAUUUUUAUAUGGUGAUUCUUGAUUUCUUCCUCACGGGUCGUUGAAAGUCAAGUCUACAAACCCCCUUCAUAAAUUCUCAAGGUGAAUUUUUGACGAUCGUUACUCGGUCUUCUUUUCUUCUUCUUCUUCGACUAUAUAGAUGUGGUUCCCUUCGGAAACCUUGUUUUAUUUAUUCCUUGAAUAGUUUAUAGUGUUGCUUCCCCUUGUAGAAUUUCAGACUGGGUUUCUUUUAAAAACUUUUGAUUGCUUUCGAUUCGGGUGGUCAAAGUUGGCGCUAUUUUCCUACAAAAUUUUUAUUGGGUUUUUUGUUCAUUUUGCUCUGUCAGUAAUAUCCCUCCUUUGUUUAAUUGGUCAAUUCUCUCAUUCGGUUUUGGUCGCUUUCUUAGCGAAGCUUUUUUUUGGGUAUUUUAAGUGAGAAUUUGUCUCCAAUUUGAUCGUUUCGGAUUUACAAGGUUUCGAAUUCUAUCCGAAGAAUCACAAGUCUUUUAUUGUUAAUUGAGUAGCAUUUUUGACGACUUCUGUUUUUGGUUGUUUUAGCUGAAAGAGCUUUUGUUGGAUAAAAAGUUGGGAUCUGGGGCGAAAGGGAUUUACUUUUUGCCCAGGGGUUUUUGGUUUCAGUGUGUUAUGCACUGAAAAGAUUAACCUUGAUAAAUAUGCACAUGCCUUCAAACUGAAGAAAUUAGAUAUAUAGCUGAUUAAGGUAGAGAGGAGUUUGAGGGUGUUUAUAUAUUGGAACUAUUAGCGUGAUGGAUGGAAGUAAUGGUGGAUCAAAUGCACCAGCACCUUUCCUCACCAAGACCUAUGAAAUGGUGGAUGAUCCUAUGACAAACUCUAUUGUCUCUUGGAAUCAUACUGGACACAGCUUCAUAGUGUGGAAUCCACCUGAGUUUGCUAGAGAUUUGCUUCCCAAGUAUUUCAAGCACAAUAACUUCUCCAGCUUUAUCAGGCAACUCAAUACAUAUGGUUUUAGAAAGAUUGAUCCUGAUCAAUGGGAGUUUGCUAAUGAGGAAUUUAUCAGGGGACACAGGCACCUUCUGAAGAACAUAUAUCGUCGUAAGCCUAUUCAUAGCCAUUCUGCGCAAGGAAAUGCUGCUGUUUCACUUAGUGAUACAGAACGCAAAGAAUUCGAGGAGGAAAUUGAGAAGCUGAAAAGGGAAAAGAAUAUGCUUGAAUCCGAGCUAGAGAGACACAAGCUGGAGAAUAAAGAAUAUCAAAUUGAAUUUAAUUCACUUGGAGAACGUGUAAAAAAUAUAGAUGAUAGGCAGAGGCAGUUGCUAGCAUUUUUGGCUCAGCUGUUGCAAAAACCGGGAUUUGUCUCUGACUUUGUGCAGCAAUCUGAAAUGCAUAGCAAAAAGAGAAGAUUGUUAGUUUCUAAUUACUUGUAUGAUGAAGCUCAUAUGAUCCAGAGCCCUGCUGUCGUUGCAGAACCAAAUCCGAGUUCAUCACUUCCAGUGGUAAAUGCAGAACUUGUUGAGAAACUGGAUUCAUCUGUAAAUUUUUGGGAGAAGUUUCUUUAUGGAAUCUAUCAGUCCUCGGCUGAAGAACUGUUUGGCUUUCCUCAACCCUCAUCAGUCACCGUAACUGCAUUGGAUUCAUCUUCUGGAGAUUCUGAUGUCAAUAUCCAACCAUGCUCCUCUAAUUCUCUUAGAAGAUCGCCAUCCGGAGAAAUUCUCUCCCCACAAGACAUGGCUGUGUCUCCUGAUCAUAUUCAGAGUGCUACACCCUCAACUCUUAAUUUGGACUGGAGACCUAAGUCAUCAGGAGCUGUUGUAAGCACUAGUUCCGUUGAUGUUCCAGAAACUGUUACAUCAAAAGACCGUGCAUCUGCAUUAGCUCCCAAUGCAGCUAACGAUGGCUUUUGGCAACAGUUUCUAACAGAAAGUCCCGGUGCCUCUGCCACUCCAGAGGUACAAUCAGAGCGAAACAAUCCUGAUGCCAGAAAAAGUGACAGUAUGUUUGCAGAUCAUCACAGAUUUUGGUGGAACACGAAUAACGUACAAAACUUAACAGAACAGAUGGGUCAUCUUACUCCCACUGAAAAGACAUGAUAAUCAUUUUUACCCUCCAGGAUUAGACACACUGUACUACCUAGCUGCUUCUAUAAUAUACUAACAACGAGGUAAUGGCGUUUGUGAUUUGUUUGGGCUGUUGAUACUGUAGUUUAGUGGUACAUACUAGUUCUAAGUGAUUUUGGUGCUACUUUCUUUUUCUAUACUAGCAUUUAUCAGCUUUAGAAUGUUCUGUAAAGUAUCAGCUCCAUUGAUUUGCUGAUUUAGUUGAAUCCUUGAUGUAGUAGUGUACUAAGCUUAGUUGCACUUGUUAGAGGCUUUUGAUGGAAUUUCAUUGCUAUAGAAAGGGCCGCGAUCUAGGCGGCUUGCAUACAAUUUUGCAAUAAAAUGGCUAGCUGUUGUGCUUUCUAUUACCGUUUCUCUUAUAGUUUACUACUGUAAACUCCUAAGUAUUUCAGAUUUGGGUAAAGCUUUAGUGGAAAAUCCAUCAAUCUGUACAUGAUUUUUCUAUUUUUCAAAUUGAGUGUGUUUGUAGUUCUUUAAUUGGCAUCUCUAAUUACCUCAGGAGUUCAAAACUGAUAAGCUGCAUGGAGGGAUUACCUCUUUGGCUGCUAUGGUCUUCACCCGUGACUUCCUGUUAGUCAUUGUAUGCAUUGUCCAUAGAAACAAGCAUACACCAGUAGUAAAAAAUGACCUUGUUUUUGCCCUUAAAAUUGAGUUCAGAAUCUUCAGAAAGGCUCAAUGUAGUCUACCAGAUAUGUGUUACAACCAAAACUACAUAGUUUAAGUCUUAACAAGCGCCAAAUGAUGUGUGAGUAUUUUUCGCAAAGUGUUAAUAGAGCAAUAUAAACACUAAUCAAUCUAAAGUUAAUUUGUGCCUAAAGUUAAGUUGCACCUUUAAUUUGUGUCGUAAGUUUUUCUCUGCAACACCUGCAAUCUGUCUUCCCCCACCAACCAACCUGUUUGCAGGUGUUCAAACAACUCCCCUUUAUGCAGAAACAAACCUGUUGCUAGAAGCCUAGAACUGAGACUCAGAAUUUCUGGUAUCUGGCUAGUUGACUUUAAAAUGUU